This is a messenger RNA of Rotaria sp. Silwood1, 3378 nucleotides long. The record is from the annotation of a GenBank genome assembly. Lineage: Eukaryota; Metazoa; Rotifera; Eurotatoria; Philodinida; Philodinidae.
AUGGUUUGUAAUAAUGGUUGUUUAAAAUCACCGACAAAUACAAAUAAUAAUAAUCGUAUGAAAAAAUCUGUUCAUUUUGACUGGCAUUUGCCUAAAGAAAUUCGGUCACGUUCACCAUCACCGGUCAAUAUAGAUUCUAGUAGUAAUUACCAACAGACUGUUGCAAUUGCAUCUUCAUCUUCUUUGUCCAAUGAUUUAUUAAAACGACAAUCACCAUCAGUUGAUAAACCUAUGCCAUUGAAUAGUUUACUUGUAAAAACAUCUUCACUUAAUACAAUUAUUAAUCCACAAAUCCCACAACAAUCAUCAUCAGCAACAUCAACAGCUAAAAAAUUAAUUAGUAAUGGUUUUUUUAAUUUUAUUGGUCGUUCAAAUAGCAGUAAUAACAAGUCAUCAACAUCGACCGAAGAAAAUAAACAAUUACGACGUACAUCGUCCACUCAACUACGUGCUCAACGAAAGACUAAACAACAGACGACAUUAACAACAGGGACAAACGGAAAUAAACGUCUUAGUGCGGAUGUCGAAUCUCUUCUUCCUGUAUCUUCAAUCAAUAGCAAUCAUUGUGAAAUAUCGAAUGAAGAUGAUCAUAUAUUUGACAAGGUUACAACAAAUAAUAAUAAUAAUAUUAAUAGCGAACGACAAUCAUCGAUUUCUCUUGUUUCAACAUUGGUAGACAAGAAAUCAUCUAUCCCACUGUGUACAAACACUAACAUCAAUAAUAGUUCAUUAUCAAUGUCAACGAGUUCUACGACGACAAUUAUGAAGUCGGAUGAAGGUGAUUCAUUAAAUAAUGGACUUCUUUUUCGACCUGUAACUGAUCCCAAGUGUGAUUAUGUUUUACAUGAUCAUCAAACAAUAAAAAAAGAACCUUUCUUUUUAUCACCACCAAAAUCAUUGUCUAAUGGUGAUGAAUCUACUAUGAUGCAAACAUCGACACUUAUUAUUUCGACACCACCACAAUACCAUUAUUAUUUGUAUCCCCCAGCUGAUAAUACAAAUACAUUGUCAUCAUCAUCAUCAUCAUCAUCGUCAUCAUCAUCAAUAUUAUCGAAAAAAAAUUCGAAAUUAAUUUCAACAACAAAUCGUACGGUAUCCAAUGUUAGUAUCAAUAGUGUUAGUACAAGUUCAUCUUCAUCAUAUCGAUCAUAUGAAUCUCAAAUGCAUGAUAAUGAAUAUCCACAAUCAAGUUAUACAGCUCUUAAUGCUGAAGAUGAAACUGCAUCUAAUUCAACUUAUUCAAUUACAAAUAAUAACAAUAAUAAUAAUAAUAAUAAUAAUAAUAAAACACGUCAAAAGAAAGUUAUUCAAUCAGCAUUAAUUGAUUGGAAAAUGAAAUCAUCAUCAUCAGAUAUGAGUAAUGAUUCAACAACUACAACAAAACCUGUUAUAUUAUCUGAUUCUGUACAAGCUUUUUGGCCUCCACCACCUUCACCAUUGACAUUAGAUAAAGAUUCUGGAUUAGCAACAAUGACAUCAACAACUACUGAGCAAACUAAACAAUCAGAAUCAAUACCCAUACCAAAUCAUAUUAUUAGUUCGAAUUCUCACAAUGAUUCAAUAAAUGUUAAUCAUAUUAAUAUAUUAUCAACGAAGGAAGAAAUUGGAUCUUAUUCUGAACAACAUACAUUUACUAAUGGUUGUCUAAGAAAUGCAAGUGAUACAUCUUUAGAAGAUACACCAGCAUCAUAUACAGAACGUUUACGUGAAAAAUCUCGUUCAAUACCAAUGAAUCCAAAUAAUGAUAUGUGUUCUUAUUUAGCACGAUCAAUAUCAAAAGAUGCUUUAAAUGAUUGUCAUUUACGUCCAAAUACACAUUUAAAUAUCACAGAAUUUCCUUUAACAAAUGAAAAUAUUUUAAGACCAAAAUCAGCUGGACAACAAAAUCGUACAACAUAUAUUAUAUCAAAACAACAAAGUGAAAAUUCUGAUCAUGAUUUUCAAUCAAAACGAGAUUUUUUUGAAAAUCGUACAUAUACAGAUAAUACAUCAAUAAAUUCAUCUUUAUCAUCAAUUCCAACAAAUAUAUUACCAACAAAACCAAAAAUAUAUACUUUAUCUCCAGCAAAUUCACAAAUUAAUAAUAAUAAUAAUAAUAAUAAUAAUAAUAAUAACGGUCUUUUACAACAGACAACAGUAAAUAAUACUCCUCAACGUAAUGUAACAAGACGUUCAUGGAAUGAUUUAUCAUCCAGACAAUUGCCACCAUCACCAUCGUCUCCUUCCGGUAAUCUAUAUUUUGAUUCAACAUCCAAUCAAAUAUCAUUUCCUCCUCCACCAACUAUUCGAAAACCAGUUCGAAUUGUUAAAGCCGUACAACGAUCAUCACCUCCAAUAAAUGAAUUAAUUACCACAAAUCGUCCAUUAGCAACAUCAAAAACAUAUUCACUUGCUAAACCCGGUCUUUUUGCAGCUUCUCCAUUAAAUUCCUAUCAAAAAUUACCUAAUAAAAUUUCACAUUCAAUUCGACGUUUUCAAUCUCGUGAUGAAAAUGAUUUACAAUUUAAUUUAAAAGAAUUUGCUUUACGCUAUCCACAUAAUCAUUCAUUAAAUGAAUCAGAACGUUUAACAUUAUCAAAUGAACAUCAUAUUAGUACAGAUUAUACACGUGCAUUAUUUCCUAUACCUGAUCGUUUAAAACGUAUACGUUCAAGACAAAGUUCAGGUGGUGAUACAAGUUCUAUAACAACUUCGAGUAAUUCAUCAUCAGAUUAUAUUCAUCGAACAGUAUCGAAUGAUAGUUGUAUUUUUGAUGAUGAUACUCUUCGACAAGCGGAAGAUUUAUUAAUUAAUUUAAGAAAACGUCGACAAAUUCUAAAAGAAAAUCAACGAACAAUUAACGAAGAAAUUGAAGAUAAUAAAAUUCUUGGUGCUAAAUUAUUAAAUAUAAUUGAAUCCAAUGCUGAAUCAAAUGAAAUCGAAAAAUUCAAAUUACAUAUUAAUGAAAUCGAUACAAUAACAUCAAUCCUUCUGAAACUAAGUAGUCGAUUAGCUAAAGUUGAAAAUGAUUUAUUGAUACUUUCCGAUAGUAAUGAGCACACAAAGGCAAGUUUAAUUGAACGACGUGAAAAAGCUCAACAAAAACAUGAUGAAGCUAAAUCAUUGAAAGAUGGUAUUGAUCGUCGCAGUCGUUUAGUAACAAAUAUCCUUCGAAAAUAUCUUUCUAAUGAACAAUAUGAUGAUUAUGAACAUUUUAUAAGAAUGAAAUCAACAUUAUUAAUGGAUGCAAAAGAAAUUGAAGAAAAUAUAUUAAUUAUAGAAAAACAAAUUGACAUUUUAACUCAAAUAUCAACAUCAGAUUGUCAAAAUUUACAAACAUCGAAUAAUGCCGAAAGUUUACAAACGAAUUCUUUUAAAGCUAUAUCGAGCACGGCCUAG